This is a messenger RNA of Volvox carteri f. nagariensis, 3721 nucleotides long. RefSeq lists its product as uncharacterized. The annotation marks the transcript as partial. The record is from RefSeq and is a predicted model, not a curated record. Lineage: Eukaryota; Viridiplantae; Chlorophyta; Chlorophyceae; Chlamydomonadales; Volvocaceae. Gene Ontology annotation, cellular component: SCF ubiquitin ligase complex. Gene Ontology annotation, biological process: SCF-dependent proteasomal ubiquitin-dependent protein catabolic process. The transcript has 8 exons. Gene Ontology annotation, molecular function: protein binding.
UACUCGUAUCACGCAGCUCAUGUCUUACACUUUGAGACACGAAGCUUUACGACCCCGCAUCAUGGAUGAUAGCACCGGUUGGGCCCAACUCGGCCGCGACGCACUUGCGGCGAUCUUCUCCUUCUUGAACCCCCGCGACCUGGCUGCCGCUGGGUGCAUUUGUCGAGACACCCGCAAUGUGGCGUACGACAAUGCGCUCUGGCAGCCUCUUCUGGCCCACUAUUUCGGCCUCAACGUCCAGGCCCCCAACCAUAUGAGCCUUGCUGCCCUUUUCCGUAACCUGUACGAAGCCUGCAAGCCAAGCAGCAGCGGCGGGAGUGGCGGCAAUGCAGCCUCCCCCGUUUCCCCCUACCUCUCCCCCUUGUCUGGCGCUAUUUCCUUGGAAGGACUGUACACAGAUGGCGGCAUGGACAUGGGUGAUCCGGCCUUUUGGGCGGGCAACGUGUUCCAGCCCCAUGGCUGGUCCCUGUACUGCAGCCGGGCGGGCAGCAACGUGCACUGCAUAGCCCAACUCAAGGCAGUUCGCUCCGAGGACCCCUUCACUGUCUCCCACCGCUCCGAGCUGAUCUCCCUCGCCUCAGAAGUAGCCUGGCUGCUCUUCCUGGGCCGCAUGCCGGCGAGGAUCAUGCAGCGAAUGCUGACAGCAGCAGCAGCAGCAGCAGGUGGAGCGGCGGUGGCGGUCCCCGCUGCCGGCACAACCAGCAGCAGCAGCCGCAAUCCUGCCCGCACUGCGGCCCCUGCCAGCACCGCCGCCGCUGCCCCCAGGGCUCGGGCGGUGGUCGCCCUGUGUGAGCGGCUGCGUGACGCCAUGCGCCACUCCCUGCGCCGCUGGUCCACUGCCGGUCUCAGACGGCUGGUCUGGCAGCUCAUAUCGCAUUACCACCUGCUGCUGCAACAGCAGCGGCAGCAGCAAGAGAGGCAGAAGGGCGGUGGCAGCGGCGGCCCUGAAGGAGCAGCUGGCGGACCACUCCCGGUCCCGGUCCCUCUUCCACUGCCCGACCUCGUCGGCUGGGGACAGGCCGCCGCCACCGCCGCCGCCGCCGGCGAGGCGACUAAGAAUGGCGAUAUCCGCGUUGGCGGCGGUGGCGGGGGGCAGCCGCCUGUGGAGGCCUUCCCCGAGGGGGUGAUGAUGACGGAGGCGGUGGAGGCGGUCCCGCUGUCGUUGCCCCCCCGACUGGCCGCAGUGGGUUGGGACAUCGUGCAGGCUGCAGGGGGCCGCAGUGUCCCCGGCGGGCGGGAGCUGGUGGGGCUGGGGGAGGACGGGGCGGGGUUGAAGGUGUGGUGUCGGACGGCGAGGGAGUACCUGAGCAGCCCCGCUCUGGAGUGUACAACAUCCAUCAUCGACGGCAUCACUGUCUCCCGCACGGGCGAGUUCACGUGCCCAGUGGCGUGUGGAGCCAUCUUCCUGGCGCACCGGAGCCCGGCGACUAACCUCAGGCAGGUGCCGCCGCAGCCGCGGACGAAGAAGCCGCCGCUGUCGCCACUGUCGCCAGCGGCAGCUGGUCGGGACAAGAAAGCCGCUGACGGCGCCACCCAACACGUCAGCAGCUCCGAGGAGGGGGAGAUCGGUGUGGUGGGGCCGGGGGAGAGGGAGGAGGAGGGGGGGGAGCAGAGGGACGUGCAGCAGGAGUUCGAGGGCAUGGUACGGCAGCCGUACGUGCAGGCGCUGUCGGAUCUGACGACCCUGGCGGCGGUGGAGGCGGCGGCGUCCGCGGGGCUGCUGCCGCCGGUGGUGGCGCGGGGGAGCUGUCCGAGGGAGGGCGGGUGGGUGGAGUUCCAAAGACCGCCGCCAGCCGCCGCGCAGACGGCGUCGCCAUCCUCGCCGUCGAGGGUGCCGUACGGGUCAAGGUUAACUGAAGUACCUGCCUGGAGAGCCGCAGAGUCUGCCCCUGUGGCGGAGUCGGCGGAGGCGGCGACGACGGGGGAGAUUGGGAGUGCCGCAGCGGCUGGGGUCCCGGAUGCCGGCGGAGGCGGCGGCGGCGCGACGGCGGCGGCUACGAUGGCAGCGGGCGUUCUGUGGCCUGUGGCCUGGUUCAGGUUUUUUCCGCACGACGGGUUGGGCGACGAGGGCGAUCAGGGUAUGGCGCUUCCGCCGGUACUGCCGCCGCCGCCGCCAGUUGACGAUCCAGACGAUCCAGAUCCAGAUCCGUAUGUAAAUGCGCCUCCGUCGCCGAUUCCGGUCGCCGACCUGCUGCCGUGGGACAGCGGGGCGUUUAGCAGUGUGGAAGGCAGUAGCACCGAGGAGGUUGAAGAAGAUGAAGAUGAAGAGGAGGAGGACGAGGACGAGGAGGAGGACGGCAAUAGCAAUAGCGCUUUGACUGACAGCAGCAGUAGCAUCGACGCCGACGGCGGCGGCGGUUGGGGCCUUAACGGCGACGACACCAACACAGACGAAUGGGAGGACGAGCUGGACUUCUUGUACGGCAUUGAAGGCAAGCCGUAUUCAUACAACGCGACGGCGGGUCAGUCGUACAGCGAUAAUGAUGAUGACGAUAAGGAUGAUGAUGAGUUGGCCGUACAUACCUUUGCCGCUAGGGGCCCCGGAGCUGACACAGAUGCUGCCGCCAGCGGCGGGUCGGGGCCCUCUAACGCCGCCGCCGCCGCCGCCGCGGAUCCGAGGGCUACAGGGCCAGUACCUGACGGCAGCGCGGCGGCGGCUGGCUCCCUGGAGUCGACCGUUGAAGAAGCAGAGCGGCGGCGCUGCCAAGAUCCAAAAGCGAAACGGCGAUGUCGUCAAACUCCUCAUGAUGACGACGAAGACGAUGAUGAUGACUCUGGUCGUUCACAGGGGCCGCAGCAGCCACUCGGCGGAGGCGGCGGCUUGGGCUGCAACAUUGCAGGCGGCAGCUGCGACACGGGUGCGGUAGAGGGCGCCGGGAAUUUGGCUGCUGCCGCCGCCGCUGACCGUGCGCCGUUGUACGACUACUGCGGGGAGAUGCUCCAGGGUGUGCCGCUGAUGUCCUGGCUGAACCACCUGACCAAGCCCCACGUGGCGGGAGUCAUAUUGGGGUGGAUAGCCGACGUGGCGGGUAUGCAGGCGCUGCGCCACACCUUCCAGAACGUGCAAACGGCGCUACAGCCCAGCGUCGCGAAAGCCCCUUCCCUAUCCCCAGCCACAUCUAUAGCUACAGCUGCAGGAGGCACGGCUACAGCCGCGACGCAAGGCGCAUGGGGAGCAGCACCUCAGUAUGUGUAUCAGUCAUUGGCCGAUUGCUCAUCCGCUGCAGCGGCGACGUCGGUGCCGACGCCAGCAAAGACCGGCGGUGGUGCGGCGGCUGCAGCGGCGUUGUCGGAGCCUCUGGCAGCGCUACUGCCGCCAGACAACUCUGCGGAGCGCGCCUUCGAGGGCUUAGAGCCGGUUCCCCCGCUGCUGUCCCCGCCGCCACUGCCGUACGAGCUUCUUGGCAGCCCGGAUCCGGGUGCUCACGGGCCUCCUGCUGACCUGACGCAACCUGGGCAACAGACCGCUGCCGGCGGAGCAGCAGCAGCAGCAGCGGCGGCGACGGCGGCGCAGCCGCCUCCGUCGGGCCACUUGUGCAUUUCGCUGUGUCAGCGCUGGGUCGGCAACACGGUGCUGCUGAAGCUCAUUUCCCCGGAGGACCGCACGGAGGCGUUCGGGGAGGAGGCGGACCUGCCGCCCAACAUAGAUGUGCAGUUCCUGGCGCUGCGCGGCGUGACGCUGGCGCUGCGGCCGCCGCUGCGGGUGCUGCCGCCGGGCUGA